Messenger RNA from Cydia splendana, 653 nucleotides. Its product is annotated as UDP-glucosyltransferase 2-like. The coding region runs from base 24 to 620 and encodes 198 amino acids. The record is from RefSeq and is a predicted model, not a curated record. NCBI's taxonomy places the organism in Eukaryota, Metazoa, Arthropoda, Insecta, Lepidoptera, Tortricidae. The transcript is spliced from 4 exons.
GAUGCUUAGCUGCGCUACUUCUGAUGGCCUGUGCUUGCCAUGGCUACAGGAUCUUAGUCAUGUUCCCGUCUCCGGGCAAGAGCCAUAGCAUCCUCGCCCAGGGCUAUGUCCGGCAUCUCACCAGGGCUGGACAUGAGGUAACGCUUGUCACAUCAUUCCCUUCAAACAGCACAAACCCCAAGUUGCGUGAAAUUGACGUCAGUGACAACUUGAUUACCGUUAAAGGGCGUGCAUUGAAAUUAGGAAGAAUCAUGAAGAAAGAGUAUGACAUAACAGACCAAAGCCUAACAAUAGGUUACUAUGGAAAGGUCGCUCAGAUGUCGCUGAGGAACAAGAACGUGCAACAACUAUUAACGGACCACAACAAGCACUUUGAUGUGGUUAUUGCAGAGUGGCUUUUUGAUGAACUUUAUAGUGGGUUGGGUACCGUAUUCAAUUGCCCUUUAAUCUGGGCGUCCACGUUCGAUCCGCAUUGGCUGAUACUACGCCUGAUCGACCAGCCUAGCAACCCCGCGUACGUUGCCAACUGCAAGUCUCUCAACGUGCCACCCUUUACGCUGGUGCAGCGGGUGGAAGAGCUGUGGGCUUUCAUUAGGGUGGCUUUUGCGAAGUUCUUGUGAGCAUUUCUUAGGAUAAAAUUUCAUCAUCACGAA